CCUUGGCCACACGUCAACGGCUGCAACACGCAUCAGAAUCACUCUUCCACUCGUCCAGCAACGAACCUCCGCUGCAAUGCCUACCGAGCCUAACCCCCAAGAGGAAGGACGUGAUGAUCAAGCAGGGGUUUCUCCAGCGCCUUCCCCAGCCUUGGGCCGUGACCUGACGUCUUCUAUUCGCGUUUGGCCAGGGAUGAUCACCGAAGCGAUUGAGGAGAGCAGGCAUGCCCACCUUCGUGGCAUGGCCGAUCCCACCAAAUUGCGGUCUUGAUUCCCUUUGUGUGAUGCUCCCCGAUCGUCCGGUAGCAUUUGCAGAGAAUUGGAUUACUUAUAGUCAUUCGCCCGCCCUUCAGCUUACGGCGCGUCUCAGACAAUAGCGCUCUCGAACAGCUUUGUGGCUAUGGCAAGCACUGAAGUCAAAAAAUCUGCCCUGGACGACGGCCAGUCGCCAUCAGACCGGUCGCCCUCAAUGACGGAAAAGCAUUACGAGGAUGGCGUUCAAGUGCCUGUCAUCGACAUACCAGACCCGGACGAAGGUUUGACUGACGAGGAGGAAGAAGAUUGAUCGCAGGUUGUUGUGGAAGCUGGAUUUGCAACUGAUCCCCUGGCUCACCCUUUUGUACCUGAUUGCCUUCCUCGACCGUACGAACAUCGGCAAUGCCAAAAUCGAUGGUCUACAAGAGGAUCUGAACAUGACCAGCAACCAAUACAACAACACACUGACCAUCUUUUUCAUCUCCUACUCGGUCUUCGAACCUUUGACCCAGGUCUUGCUGAAAAAGUUCAGACCUUCAAUCUUCAUUCCGGUCAUUAUGGUGGGCUGGGGCAUUUGUAUGACAUGCAUGGGUUUGGUGCAUAAUUACUCUGGGCUCCUGGCGACGCGAUGGUUCCUGGGGCUGACUGAAGCCGGUCUCUUUCCUGGUGUCAACUACUAUCUGAGUUGUUGGUACAAACGAUCCGAAUUCGGUGUCCGAGCAGCCAUCUUCUUCAGCGCUGCAGCUCUUGCCGGAUCUUUUGGUGGUCUGCUGGCCGCUGCUAUCGUGAACAUGGACGGUGUCGGUGGGAAGCCCGGUUGGGCCUGGAUCUUCAUUCUCGAAGGGCUGGCCACCGUUGUGAUUGCGGUGAUCAGCUUCUGGGUGGUCCAUGACUUUCCCGAUGAUGCCAAGUUUCUCAGUGACUCGGACCGCCGCAGAGUCAUUCGCCGCCUUAAGCUCGAUCAGCAAUCCAGCGCUGAGCACGAAGAGUUCAAACUCGACUACCUCUGGGCCAGUUUGAAGGAUUGGAAGACGUACACAGGAAUGGCCAUUUACAUGGGCUGCGACGGCGCACUCUACGCAUUUUCCCUGUUCCUCCCUACAAUCAUAGCGCAAAUGGGCUACAAAAGCGUGCAUGCUCAGCUUCUGAGUGUUCCCCCUUAUGCUGUGGCUGCAGUUAUGACUAUAUUCAUUGGUUUCGUGGCCGAUAGGACGGCGUGGAGAGGCUAUUGUAAUAUGGUCAUGGCACUAUUCGGCAUCAUCGGUUUCGCAAUGUUGCUGGGUUCUGGUUCGCCACAUGUUCAAUAUGCUGGGACUUUCCUCGGAGCGAUUGGCAUCUAUCCGUGCAUCCCGAACACCAUCACAUGGACCGCGAACAAUGUUGAAGGAGUGUACAAGCGUGGUAUAUCCCUAGGAUUUGUCAUCGGCUGGGGAAACCUGAAUGGCAUCGUUUCAUCGAACAUCUAUCGAGCCAAAGACAAACCACGAUACAAGCCUGGCCAUGCCGUGGUGCUCGCAUACGAAGCACUAUUUCUGCUCGGAGGAAGUGUGCUUCAACAUGUCCUGCUUCGGAGGGAGAAUGCCAAACGCCGCAACGGCGAACGUGAUCACUGGGUUGAAGGUAAGACGGAUGCCGAGAUCGAGAAGUUGGGAGACAAGAGGCCCGACUUCAUGUAUACUUUGUGAAACGUCUACGAGGUACGCAUUGAGCAAAGGUGGAGGAACAAGGGGCACCCGCCAUGGGAGACGUGGGCCUCGAUAUUAUUAUGGUGGGAUUGAUGCCGAACGUUUCUUGGCCGCAGAAUAUGGACCCAGCAACACACACUAUG
This is a messenger RNA of Exophiala xenobiotica, 2083 nucleotides long. RefSeq lists its product as uncharacterized. The record is from RefSeq and is a predicted model, not a curated record. Gene Ontology annotation, cellular component: membrane. Gene Ontology annotation, biological process: transmembrane transport. Bases 693 to 1940 code for a protein of 415 amino acids. The transcript has 6 exons. Gene Ontology annotation, molecular function: transmembrane transporter activity. Lineage: Eukaryota; Fungi; Ascomycota; Eurotiomycetes; Chaetothyriales; Herpotrichiellaceae.